GAGAAAGAAACAAUUGUGUCGCCACAGCAUAUCCGAUCUCGAUUUUUCUUUUGUGUCGGUAAUAGCAAAAUUAAUAGGACUAUUCUCUCUCUAAAAAAAGAAAUAAAAACAAGAAAUAUCAUUAUUUAAAUUUAGGAACGUAGAUUGAAGUGCGUAAAGGCUCGUCAUUUAUAAUUUAUAUAUAUAUAUAUAUAUAUAUUCAACAUUAAUCAAUAUAAAGAAGCUAUUUCAUCAUGCAGCAGGUCAAAAGGUUCAUUUUCAACAGCUUUACUACCGCAAACUGUUUAAAUCUGUCGAUGCCGCGGCGUUUUUUUAAGAGUGACGAGCCAUAUAAUAUGGAUAUGGCCAAUACUGCGCACGGUAGCACGUAUUUACGCGACGCUGCGAUGCAAUCAGCCGCGGAGGAGGUUGCUUCCGGACAGUAUGCGGAGAGUAAACCGCGAGCGAUUAUGUUUGUCAAUAAACGCCCUGUGGAGAUUAUUCCUCAGGAGGAGAACCUACUCGAGGUGCUGGAACGCGAGGGCAUUCGAGUUCCCAAAUUUUGUUAUCAUCCCCUUUUGUCAGUCGCAGGGAAUUGUCGAAUGUGUAUGGUGCAGGUUGACGGCACGCAGAAUUUGGUGGUGGCGUGCUCAACCGUGGUGUUGCCUGGGAUGUCCAUCAUCACGGACAGCCGCCUCGUGCGCGAUGCUCGCGAGGGGAAUGUAGAGCUGAUUUUAAUCAACCACCCUAAUGACUGUCCAAUCUGCGAGCAGGCCACUAAUUGCGACCUCCAAAAUGUCACCAUGAAUUACGGGACGGGUAUUCCGCGAUACCGUGAUGACAAAAAGGCCGUGGAGGACUUCUACUUUGAUCCUCAAACGCGUGUGGUGCUCAAUCGCUGCAUCCACUGCACGAGGUGCAUUCGUUUUCUAAAUGAGCACGCCCAGGACUUUAACCUCGGACAGAUCGGCCGUGGGGGUCUCAGUGAGAUUUCCACCUUCUUGGACGAAUUGGAGGUGAAGACGGAUAACAAUAUGCCGGUCUCACAGUUGUGUCCGGUAGGUAACUUGUACAUGGGUGAUGCGGAUGAAAAUAAUGACAUCGCGCAGGCACUCGAAGAGGCCUAAAGAAAGGGAGGCCCUUACCAUUUUACACAGAAGGCCGUAACGCAAUGCUGAAAUUAGCGAACUAGAAAAGAAAUAUUCACAUAGGUAAGCAUCAUAUAGUAUACUUUUUUUUCCGUUUUAGGGAUUCUAUCCUUUACUAUUUCCUUAUUAAUACCACUUAUAUUGCUGUUUAGUUAUUUUGAUCAUUUAUUCGGUCAAUACACGAA
This is a messenger RNA of Phytomonas sp. Hart1, 1312 nucleotides long. NCBI's taxonomy places the organism in Eukaryota, Euglenozoa, Kinetoplastea, Trypanosomatida, Trypanosomatidae. The record is from the annotation of a GenBank genome assembly.